Molecule: messenger RNA, 3355 nt
Organism: Macrobrachium nipponense
Lineage: Eukaryota; Metazoa; Arthropoda; Malacostraca; Decapoda; Palaemonidae
Gene: Scamp
Product: secretory carrier-associated membrane protein 1-like
Exons: 10
Coding region: 281-1357 (358 amino acids)
Biological process (GO): protein transport
Cellular component (GO): trans-Golgi network membrane; recycling endosome membrane
Source: RefSeq, a predicted model, not a curated record
CCCGGCUUCCUUGUCGAUAGAAUUUGAUUAGUAAUUUAAAUAUUUGUUAUUGACAUUUUACAUUUAAAAUAAAAUUAAAUGCAAAUUUUAAUGUUAUUACAUAUUAUAGAGCGAAUUUGAGCGAACCACCUACUUAAAUAUGUAAAGAGGAAAGUAUAAUUUCUCCCGGCGUCUGGCAACAGUGAUUAUCGAAGUGUGUUUUGGCCACAACAGAUCGAAAAACAUUAUAUCCGAGUGCUCUCUGUGAAUGCCUAGUUUAUGACAUUUUACCUAAUUCGCUAUGUCAGGCUUCGACGACAAUCCGUUUGCUGACCCUUUUGCAGAACCUUCAAUCCAGCAAGCAACUCAAAGCUCCAACCAGAGUGGCUUGGAAGAAUACGACCCAUUCAGUGCCCAGCCAACAACAAAUAGUACUGUCGGAGUUGGGAAUACUGUUACUCCUCCCACAUAUGUUCAGCCUACAGUAUCGGCUGGUGCGGGUGGACAGCCUGCUGUGGUGACCCCCACCCCAGCCAAUCCACCAUCUUACACACCGUCAGCACAGCAGCAGGUCACAACAGCAGAGUUCCAGAGGCGACAAGAAGAACUUGAAAAGAAAGCCCAGGAAUUGGCACGAAAAGAGGAGGAAUUGAGAAGUGCUGGCACUGCGGGAGCUCGACAAGACAACUGGCCUCCAUUGCCCUCUGGGUUUCCUAUUGGUCCUUGCUUUUAUCAAGAUAUUAAUGUGGACAUCCCAUUGGAGUUCCAGAAAAUUGUCCGCAUGCUUUAUUACCUAUGGAUGUUCCAUGCUCUGAUGCUGUUAUUAAAUAUAUUAGGAGGUUUGGGUCUCUUCAUAGCCUUCAAAUCUGGUGUCACAUUUGGCCUUGCCAUUCUCUAUUUCCUGAUCUUCACGCCAUUUUCCUAUAUAUGUUGGUUUAGACCUAUCUAUAAAGCAUUCAGGAGUGAUAGUUCUUUCAACUUCAUGGUGUUCUUCUUUGUAUUUUUCUUCCAAUUGAUAGUGAGCAUAGUCAAUGCCAUUGGAAUCCCUUCCAUGGGAACAUGCGGCUUCGUCCUAGGACUCUCCAUUUUGGGUGACCAUGAGCCCUCAGCCAGCUACAUAGUUGGCAUCAUCAUAUUCAUGAUUGCCCUGGGUUUUGCUGCUGUGGCUGCCAUUGACGCCAUCCUCCUCAUUAAGGUACACCGAAUUUACCGAAGCACUGGAGCCAGUUUUGCUAAGGCGCAAGUGGAAUUCUCUCAAGGAGUAAUGAGAAAUGAACAUGUGCAGUCAUUCACUGCAAAUGCUGCAUCAGCAGCAGUACGAAACCAGUUCUCAGGGGCUACAACUCCUGGUGGCACUGCUGCUAGUCCUCGAUUUUAAAAUAGAAGCAACAGUAAUUUGACCAGGACUUGAGGCAUUUUCCCCCUUCCUUAGGUCUUCUGUCUUCUCAUUUACUAUUUGAAAGACCUGGAAGAUCAUCUAUGAAGUCUUGAAUGGUUAAAGCACAGUCAGAAUAGUCUAUACAGUAAUCAUUUUAUGUUAUAGGUGGUAGGCAGACUGGUUUCAAAACAUUUGGAUUUUAGUUCUAUAAGGAAUGUAUAAAAGUUGGUUCAUUAUUAUUUGUAUUGUUUGAAGAUAAAUUGUUUUAUCUUCUUUAGUUACCAAUUAUUGGAUAUUUUAUCUCAUGGCAAUUAAAUUUUUCUUUCAGCAAUUGUAUAUUAUUGUUUAGUAGCAGCACUUUAGAAAUACUUAUUAUAACUUUUAAUGAAAGUGUACAAAAAGUGUCCAUUUGGUACUAAAUAAUUUGAAGGAGUAAUUUGAAUGUCAUAAUAUUUAAUUUAGUAUUACUUAUUAGAACUAAAAAAAUUUUGCCAGUAGAUGGGUUAAGAAGAAAAUAAAAAAAGCCUUCCCAAGGCUUUGGAGAAAUCUUAGCCAUUUGAAAUUUUGUAGAUUUUUGUUGCUGAAGAUCACCAAAUUACUCGUUACAAUUGUAGGCAUUUAUAGUUAAAAUAAGAAUGUGUUUGAAACUCGAAGUGGCAAAAUGUUUUGGUAAUGAAAAUGCAUCUGUUCAUUUUAUUUUCAGUGUGGGCUAAAUACUUACACAGCUUUAUUCCUGAACAUUUAAAAAUAACUGACAUUACUAUUUUCAAUAAUAUUGUUCUUGGUCCACUAAUAACAUUGCGCCAUCAACAUUGCAGGGUUCCCUACGCAAAAUCUGUAAUAGUUGGGUUGGAUGUUAUUUUAGUACCACUACAGCCCUGAAGUCUUUGAUGGAUCACUGUGGCCUCAUUUGUAUUAAGAGAGGAAAAUAUGCUUUGCAUGACUCCUAUUGUAUGAUGUAAAUAUCUUUGCUUCAGUAUAAUGAUUGCCAAAUACCUGAUAUUACUGUAGUAGUUGUAUUAUUUGAUAUUUACCAAAUAAAAAUAAGAACGUUCUUGUAAUGCAGUCUGAAUGCCAUUCAAUUUUAUUUAGUGAUUUAAGUAUAAUUUUUAGUUAAGAGAAUUUUUGUGAUUUUGAGAAAAGGCAGAUUCCUGUUGUAGCAGGUUGACAGAUUGCUGUACUUAAAUUUUCCAUGGUUCUCUUACAAAUCAGUGAAUUAUGAGAAGCUGUGAUGAAACCAAUCCUUCAACUGCAGUUUUGAAGAUAUAUAAAUUUCUUAAAUAAUUUAGGAUUAAGGGGUUACAUUUUGAUGAGGUGAACAUAAUUGUGAUUGAGACGUUCAUGCUCUAGUAAUUGUAAGGUAUUGUUUUGUUCGUGAUUUUGGCUGAAAAGUUGCCAUAUAUACUAACUUGCAAAUUAAAAUUGGAUUGAUGAUCAUAGGUUGAUGUUGGAAUGCAAAGGAAGAAUAUUGUCUGGUGGGAUAGUUUAUUAUGUUAAUGAGACAUGUUUUGGUUGGUUAAGAGAUGUAUGUCAUUAUUGCCUAUUGAGAUUGUUUCACAGGAAUUUUUAUUUGUAUUUGUUGCUUCAAGUAGUUUCUCUCCGUGAGAAAAUUAUGUCUUGAUUUGUGAUAUGCAAUAUAUAUAUAUAUUUGUAGUUUAUAAAUAAAUUUCAAAUGGUAGCCUAUAUUUUAAUGCUUAGUUGUAGUAAUGUUAAGUCAGGCUAAAGAUAGGUCUCUUGUUGGGGGGGGAGGGGGGAAUAUGGGUGUGAAAGGGUAAAUUUAAUUGCUAUUGCUUCCUAGUAACUAAAUCAAUGAGGGUCAUUUUUUUCUCUUUCCCAACUGUAGAGCUAAUAUAUUACACAAGAACUGAUCGAGUUUCUGGAGGACCUUCCAUAUUUUGUCGUGUUUUCUUUAGUUCAUUUUUUUUUUUUGAAGUUCCAUGUUAUGAAUUUAAAUGAAAUACAGUACAGUGUAUAUAAUAUAUACUGUAAGUGUUCAAA